Messenger RNA from Encephalitozoon intestinalis ATCC 50506, 669 nucleotides. RefSeq names its product leucine zipper domain-containing protein. The record is from RefSeq and is a predicted model, not a curated record. Lineage: Eukaryota; Fungi; Microsporidia; Unikaryonidae. Gene Ontology annotation, molecular function: DNA-binding transcription factor activity. The transcript has a single exon. Bases 1 to 669 code for a protein of 222 amino acids. Gene Ontology annotation, biological process: regulation of DNA-templated transcription.
AUGAGAGAGAUUGACCAUUUCAUGGAAAGCAGAGAAAAGAAUAUCAAUUAUGAAAACGAGUAUCCAAAAAGUACACAUGGGAUAUACGAUUCCAAGCCCAUUAUUGAUGGAAAUCAGCCUUACAUACAUCCGUACUACUUCUUUGGGCCAAGUUUUUUGGAGAAUAGGAUUCCAAUUCAUCAGGAAAAAUAUAGGUAUAUCGCCGAGCAGGAAAACCAAUUCUGCCAUCCAAUGGACAUCUUUGAGUCUUCUAUAAGGCAGUCUGAUCAGGAAAGGAUAAAAAGCAUAUGGAAAAAAGAAAGAAAUCGGAUUGCAGCCAAAAGAUGGAGGGACAAGAGAAUAGCUCAUCUAAGGGAACUUGAAAGAAAGGAAGGUAUAAUGAUAUGUGAGAUAUCUGAGCUGAAGGAGGCUAUAUACGAUUAUGACAAUAUCCUGGAGAACAUUCUCCAGUACAUUCAAGAAUGCCUGAACAUGGAGGAAAGACAUGAGAAUCUCGUCUUUUUGCUGAAUCGUCUUUGCAACCUCAAAAAGUUCAGCACCCCAAAACCGGUCUAUCUUCGUGAUAUUAGCCAUUUAUUUCCAAAGAAUCUAAGCGUAACAAACGAGAGGAUAGACAAGGUAACAGAAGCAAUACGCUGUUCUCUCAGCAAGCUUCUCGGAAAAGAUUAA